AGCGCUGGACUGCUGAAAACGUCAAUGCCGUUACGAAUAGGACAUAAGCCAGCCCACCGGCCACAAGCGUCCAGUAGGCCUUUUUGAAGAUGGGCUGUAAUUCGACCAUCGUUGAUUACAGUGUCAACAUCAAGCGCGGAGGCGGAGAAGGGCGGAGGCGGAGUCGCUGCGACGAUAAGCUGCCACUUAUCGCGUCACGCUUUUUCCCCUUCCCACCUCAUCUCGACCUCCUUCUCAAACGCGACAGGCUAUCAGUCUCGCCCGGUAUUCGGUGAAUCUUACGCGUAUACACACCAGUCCGUGAUGGCUGAGAAGCGCAAGCUCCCGGCACGUGCCGGUCGUGAGCCUGCGGCCAAGCGACGAGUCUCAGAAGCGGCCACUCCUUCUCAAAAGAAAAAGGCACCAACUCCUCGUGUACCAUCGCCACCACCACCGCCGCCUGAACCCGUCGAGACACCAUUGCCGAUCACGAUCAAAGAUGGCGAGCCUAUUCCAGUCUUGCGCGAGCGACAGCCUGCUACCCUAUCGGAUAAGGAGUAUCAGUCAUAUGCAGAAAGUGCAGUACUGCUUGCGGCCCUCGAGCGAUCUAAGAAGAAAUGGUUGAGCGAUGGCAUCUUGGUUCGAUACUACACGAAGCCGAAGAAGACGAAGCGUGAACAGAUCGAGAAGAACAACCCGCCCAAAGAUUCGAUGACGAGGGUUGGUGCUUGCGACGUUACCGUUGGACCUCAUCUUUUCGAUGCGAUGAUUUACACUGUGAAAGACCCCAACGCACCGCCGGCGAUCCAAUAUGCUCCCCCACCGAAACAGAUGGUCCACUACGGUCAUCCGAACAACUUCCAGCAAUACCAGCCAUAUCCAGGCAAUCAAAAGAGACCUCCCUAUCCUGCCGCACCUCCAGGACGACCACCACAUGGAUACCCAGGUACUCCUGCACCAGCGACACAACACCGUGGACCGAACCAGGCGCAACCCCAAUCGGGACAGAGGCCUCCACAAAGUGGUCCAGCUGGACAGCCCGCAAAGCCCAGCCCGGAUCCAGUCAUUCAAAUGCUGGCGACCAGAGCUGCCGCGGAUCCGGAAUUGAAAGCUUUGAUGAGAGUAGUCGCGUCCAGUCAAGCAUCACAGGAGCAGCUGCGUGCUUUCCAGGCCCAUAUCGAUGAAUUGAAUGCGAUCAUCAAGGCAAGAGAGCAACAAGAACGUCAGCGAAACGCAGCUGCAGCUGCAGCUGCAGCAUCUACAAAACCGCCGCCAGCGCCACAGCCAGCAACACCCGCCCCUCAAGGAAGACCAGCCUCUCCUCAGGUCGUCAUUCACCAAAAGGCCAACCCGGUUACGAAUACCCCGCCGCAAUCCCAGGGAACUACGCCCCAGGCACCCCCGACUCAAACAUCAUCUAAAGAACCCCUGCAACCGGCAUCAGAAACAAAGGUGCCAUCAGCAGCAGCAUCAACGAAGCCUCCAGUUGACGGGUCGCCUCAGCCUCAGCCUCAGCCUCAAUCUCAGACCCCAGCACCUGCCCCAGCAGCUCCAACACAAGCACCCAGCUCAAGCCAGAGCUCUACCGCCACACCAACAGUGAAGCAAGAACCAGUGACAGCAGGUCCCACUAUCACGCAACCUACCCCAUCGAGCUCAGCACAGCCGGCAGUCUCAGCUUCAUCUGCGACUCCUGGUCCUCCUAGCACCCCGGCUCCCAACACAACAUCUCAGUUGCAGAGUCCUGCCGUGCAAACCCCUCAAAGUGCCAACAAUACUCAACAACAGGUGCCACGACCGGGUCCCCCGUAUCCUCCAUACCAGCAGCAAGCGCCGUACGGAACACAGCCUCCUGCCCAGUCACGUCCAUCCCAAUACGGCUCUCCCACGCCCUAUUAUCGCCCUCAAGCGCCACCGGCGAGACCUACGCCUACGCCAUUGAAUUAUAAAUCUGUCGUCUUUGAAUUCACAUCUCCAUUGACACCAUACGGAAGUAGUACAUCUGGCCAUGCUGGUUCGGGCGAUCGCUACUUGUUCCCCGAGCACUCGAUCCUUGAAUGGCUUCCAAAUGAGAAUACCGUCCUAGCCUCUUUCCUCAUUGUGAAAAAGGUCGAUCCAAACACGCCAUUCCCAAUCGAGACUGCCCCCGAUGCUGGUACUGGACGUGCAAAGGGCAAAGGUUCCUCGAAAUCAAAGAAGGGGGCUAAGGCAGAGAAAGCUGCAGAUACACCGACACCUGCCGAUGUCCCUUCUAAGCAAGAACCUUCUGAUAAUAAGCCGGAUGCCAAACCGAGUCAACCAGAUGCGCCUGGCACGCCCGCUGGUAAGCCAGCCAGCGAGGCAAAUCUCAAAGAAUACUGGCAGCCAGUCACCUUCCGCAUUCAUGCGGCGAAUCCUCGGAUCCUGGAACCUCUGACUCGUGUCGUUAAGCCCGCCGAGGAAGUGCGAAAGUAUAUGAACGAGAUCAUGGAUCGGGCCGAACGUGCUCCGGAUGGCUUCCCUGCUUUCCGUCUUCCUUAUGAAGAUUCUCGCGAGAUCUUCGAGGCGGAAAGUACACCUGCUUCCACGGUGGCGACUGGUACUUCUUCGCGUAGUCGUCCGUCUAAGACGGUUGUGAAACCGGUCGAGGAAGAGUCCGAGGUUGAGACCAACGUUGUCGAACUUGAGGAGGAAGAGGACUUGAUGGAUUUCUAUGGUGCACCGAUGGGUAUGCCGCCCUUGCGAGUGUAAGAUUACUUUUCCAUGGGCUGGCCGUUCCAUACGAUAUGAUUAGGUUCUCUUUAACCUACAUCUUCAUGUAUUGUAUCACUAUUCAUUUUUUUCAGUCCUCAUGCUUUCCGUAUAAAAAUGACCGGAUUCCUGGGGUACCAACAGUAACACGAGCUCCCCGUAAUAGCUUACGGAUUCUCUAGGACGAAAAAUAAGUCAAGUAAUCAUCAAAUUAAGCUAUCAUUUCAAUGACUCAAGUGGCCACCCAAAACACCAACCCCUUCAACUUUCCACAUGAAAAAGACCACAAUAACCCGACAGCUCAAGUACUACCGCCCGAAUACUGUCCAUGAUCCCCAAUUAUCCCCGCCGUCUCCAACAACCACCUAGCACUCUCCUUUGCCGAAUCCCCAGCUCCGCUCUUAAGAUUGAUAUUACGCCUUCUCUCAGCCUCACGAGCCUCGAAUUCCCACUUCGCCCGCUGAACUUCAACGGCAUUCGCAUUUGCCUCCGAAGAAGCCGCUAGUUCAGGAUCCGGAACAAUGCCCCAAAUCUCUAGAGAAUACAGAUCGAGGCGGGUCUUGACAGAAGCAUCCUCCAUGGACGAGGUUCCCGGUGGAAGGAAGACGCCGUCAUGACCGACUGGUUCGACGCGGAAUUCGGCGGUUUCCAGAUUCACGUCGAUGGUCAGACUUCCGGCUCCGUAGGGAAUCGGAGGGGUGUGGUGGCUUCGCGAAGCUGGUGGGAUCUGACAGCCUAUUGCGAUGCCUGUGUGUGUUGAGAACCAGGCUGCUGGUAGAUUUGCUUGUUUCUGGACGGAUGGAGAUGGGUUUCCGGGGAGGACUUGGUGUUUGGGGGAGAGUUGAAAGAGGCAAGGGAGAAGGUCGGAGGAGGAGGAUGAGCCAUGUGUUGAUGAGGAUUUCCAAGAUUGGGGAAGGUAAACGCCAAUCGUGACUGUUUCUUCGCUGUUUCCGUCCGGUGCGCCUUGUAAAAUGAGGAGAUUGGCUGAUUGCCAGGUGAGAACGUUGUGGGAGAAGGACGUCAACGAGGACCCGUGAGCGGCUGUGGAGAAGAUGGGAUGAAGACGAACGCCGCUUUUGAAGAGGUUCGUGGAUUGCACCUUUGAUGGGAGGAAGAAUGACAGGUGGGAAAGGAUUGUCUGGUUGAGGAUUGAAGAUUCGAAGCUCCCUGGGAGGAGUAUCGGCUUUGCCAUCGAUGCUUCUUCGGACUUUUCAUGCGUCUCCUCCUCAGAUGCAGCUUCGCUCGGUCGUCUUUGAGAAAGAUUCAAGUUCUUGCUGAAGAGCAUGUGCUCGAACAACGCUGUCAGAGGAUCGAAUAGAUAUGGUAAGGAUGUUGAGAUUGUACGCGCAAAUGCUCUGUACGUGAUUCCACCAUCGCUUUCCUCCGGCCGGAAUACGGCAAUGAUACUGUCGGCCUCUUUCCGGAUUGCGUCAAUACGCUCCAAAUCAAGGUCAGAUGUGUACAUUUUGACGGGUUCAAGGGGCUUCAAAGGCGCAAUGACGAGUAACAGCAUGAGCAGUCGGCGGAAAGUAUCGACUGAAAUGCGCGUUUCAUAGACUGUCCGGUCGACACGGUGGUCAUGUUUGAACACUUCGAUCGCAUCCAGAGACUCCAAAGCCGCAAGAGCAAGAUCAUCGUCUUCGUCCUCAUCAUACUCGUCAUUGGCAGGCUCGUCCACAGAGAAUCCAGGCGCAUAGGAUUUGGCAGGACAGAGCUCAGGAUUUUCCUCUGAUUCAGAUUCUUUGUUUUCGGAAUCUUGAUUGGAAGGCUGGCCAAUAUCCUUCCUCCCGACAUCAGCGAGGCUACCAAAAAGCAACUUGAUACGAUCUUUCCGCCCUCGUCGGAGGACUUUGCCAUAGCGCUCAGUCAAGAGCACCACCACUUUGACCAUGGCCUCGAAUGUCAAAACGCUUGGUGCCAAGGUAUUUUGAAAUGGGAAUGCACCAAGGUAUGAGACCAUGCGGAAAAGGACAGGUCCUGCAUCGAGAGGAGCCUCAUCUGCGCCGGAGAAGCUGCCAUCCGGAAUACCAAGGAAGUCCGAGAGUGUCUUCUCGUUCCAGUAGCGCAAACCUCCUUGCUCUGCAGCUCGAGAGAAGAAGUUGUCUUUGAAGUGUGUAAGUUCCAAUGGCGAGAAGCAUUUCGUUGCGAAGCGCUCCGCCAGCAUGUAGCUGAGCUCCUCUAUCCGGAAGUCAGCUCGGAGUCGUGCAUUAAGUGUCGGUCGUAGAGCUUCAACGAAGCCCUGACAUGUAAAGUCCCGAGUUUCAUGUUGGACAAAUGAAAAUCACUGGUAAAGAACUGACCUGGAGACGCUCCACUAUAAUCAGUCGACUGGCCCGCACCCAUUGUUGCUGCAAAUGCGGGAGCGACCCCGCUGCUUCAAUUCUGGUACAAGCUUCCCGAGUGGCUGUCAAGAAACAGCAACCAGAUACUCGCUUACAGGUUGAGCUCGGAACGAUGGCCCGGAAAAAUUCUGAUAUCAAGAUUGGAUGGGUACGAAAGAAAGAUGGAACAUGAAGGCGAC
Messenger RNA from Penicillium brasilianum, 5230 nucleotides. The record is from the annotation of a GenBank genome assembly. NCBI's taxonomy places the organism in Eukaryota, Fungi, Ascomycota, Eurotiomycetes, Eurotiales, Aspergillaceae.